Molecule: messenger RNA, 1190 nt
Organism: Amaranthus tricolor (Joseph's coat)
Lineage: Eukaryota; Viridiplantae; Streptophyta; Magnoliopsida; Caryophyllales; Amaranthaceae
Product: ADP-ribosylation factor-like protein 8c
Exons: 6
Coding region: 301-855 (184 amino acids)
Biological process (GO): protein transport
Molecular function (GO): GTPase activity; GTP binding
Source: RefSeq, a predicted model, not a curated record
CACAAAAUACCAGACUUGAAGAUUUCAAUGUGUAAUGUCAAAUGUGUAGAACAAUGUUGUACGUUUAACCCAUGUAGCAUGAGACACUAAAAUCGUCUCGAGCUUCACUCACAAUUUUGUGUUAUUCAUAAAACAAAACAAACAAAACCGCCAAAUGUGCGAAGUUUCCAUUUCCUAUCAACAACGUUUUCCUUUCUUUGUUUCCUUUUGAUUCCAUACUUUCUUAUUUCUGCCCUUUUAAUUGCUAUUACUGUCAGGAUUCAGGAAACCCUUUAUUCUGAAUCACUCUUUUCUGUUGCAAUGGGUCUCUGGGAUUCUCUUCUCAAUUGGCUUCGAAGUUUGUUUUUUAAACAGGAAAUGGAGUUAUCCCUUGUUGGCCUCCAAAAUGCCGGGAAAACAUCUCUUGUUAAUGCAAUUUCUACAGGAGGAUACAGUGAAGAUAUGAUUCCAACGGUUGGGUUUAAUAUGCGCAAAGUUAAAAAAGGCAAUGUGACUAUAAAGCUUUGGGAUCUCGGAGGACAGAGGCGGUUUCGCUCAAUGUGGGAGCGCUAUUGCCGUGGUGUAUCCGCAAUUGUUUACGUAGUUGAUGCUGCAGAUAGAGACAGUAUCCCGAUAUCUCAAAGUGAGCUACAUGAGCUUCUAGAGAAGCCAUCCUUAACCGGGAUCCCCUUGCUCAUUCUUGGCAACAAAAUCGACAAAUCAGAAGCUCUUGCACAACAAGCAUUAAUGGAUCAACUAGGGGUACAAUCAAUCACCGAUAGAGAAGUUUGCUGUUACAUGAUCUCCUGCAAGGAGUCUGUAAACAUAGACAUCGUCAUUGAUUGGCUUAUAAAGCAUUCGAAAAUCGCCAAAUGACCCAACACAAAUGGGCAUGAUACCUUAAAUAGUUAAAUGCAUGAUCUACAUGAUCAAUCUGGUUCAUUUUCCUGCCUGUAGAUUUACUUCCCCAGCUUUUUGUAGUAGGGAUUAGGGCAUAUGCAAGUCAAGGUUAAUUAUUCCAGUUUUAGGCUUUUCUUUAAUAUGUAUUUAUAUUUAUGUAAUUAAAUAUGAUUUUUCAUGUUGGCCAAUGAUUUAUUACACUAUUUUUAAGUGAAUUUGAUUACUCUCUGUCUUACGGGUUUUGCUAUAUCUUUCAUUUUAGUUCAUCUAUGAAAUUACUAUGUUUCUAUUUAUGGAUAUGACUCACAUUU